Alexandromys fortis (reed vole) is the source of this 5943-nucleotide messenger RNA. RefSeq names its product cytoplasmic polyadenylation element binding protein 1 (gene Cpeb1). Lineage: Eukaryota; Metazoa; Chordata; Mammalia; Rodentia; Cricetidae. Gene Ontology annotation, molecular function: ribosome binding; mRNA 3'-UTR binding; translation factor activity, RNA binding. The coding region runs from base 3180 to 4640 and encodes 486 amino acids. The transcript has 12 exons. Gene Ontology annotation, biological process: negative regulation of cytoplasmic translation. The record is from RefSeq and is a predicted model, not a curated record. Gene Ontology annotation, cellular component: cytoplasm; nucleus; neuron projection.
CUCCUUCCACUUUUACAAGGAAUGUGGGAAUUGAGCUCAGGUCAAUAGGCUUUUGAUGAGUAAUUGACAUACUAAUCUGUUUUUUUCUUACCAACAACAACAAAACCCUAGUGUUUCUUCAAUAAAGAAAGAGAUCGAUGAAACUUGAACCUGAAUGAGACUUCAUGUCCAUCUUUCCUUGUGGUCUUGAUUUCCUAAAUCAUUUUUCUCUUCUGAUCUCUUGCAACUAGGACAUCCCUUUCUCCCAGUAACCUCCUUUCUGCCUGCUAUGCCCUGUGCUUUUUUUUAUAUGGAGCACAUAAAAAACUACAGUCUCUCCUGCCCCCUACCACAUGCAAUUGAGAACUGGGAACAGCCAAUCAGACACUUUAAAGCUAACUGCAGAGACAGUGCCAGGCAUAGCUGGCCUCAAAGGAUGUUUGUUGACUGGGACAGUGGAUAAUUCUCUCCUUGUCUGCUCCUGUCUCACACAUCUGCCAGUGACCAGCUGUGCUGACUUGACCAAGUCAUUUAAUGUCUCUGCCCUUGUCAUCUUCCACACUCUGUGUGGUAUAUAAUGUAUGCCUUCUAGUCAGGACUGUGCUUCCUGUAGAACCUGUAGGCCUAGCCAAGGAUGCACCCUACUCCCCAACCUCAUCCUGGGAGCAACAACUCUCCUGAGGCCUUAACUAAAUUUGAACCCUCUACUUCUUCCCUUACAUCAUCGGUGGGCUCUUAUACGUCACAUGGAAGUGCACACAUAAAGAUGCUGGGAGUAGCCUGGGCAUGAUGAUGCAUGCUGAUCAUCACAGCACUCAGGAGGAGGCUGGGGCAGGAGGAGCAGACUUGGUUCAAGGCCAGUGUGUGCUGCAUGCAUACUGAAAGCUUGUUCGAGAAACAGGGUGGGAGGGGGCAAAAUGGCUCACCAGGUAAAGUAAAGACAUUUGCCACCAAUCUUGAUGAGCUGAGCUCAAGCCCCAUGACCCACACAGUGGAAGGAGAGAACUGACUCCUCCAAGUUGUCUUCUGACUUCCAUGUGUGUCCAUAUAUACAAAUAAAAAACAAAUGUAAAAAGGGGACCAGGCUGGAGAUGCUACAAGUUUAAAUAAAACUUCACCAUCAUCAGGAAAAAGUAUCAUCAGGGCUAUGAAAAUGGAAAACUACUGCUUGAGUUCUUGGUUUUCUAAUGUUGGCAAGGGGUCCUUGAGCGAGUAACCGAGUUACCUGCUUUUGUGGUGUGCUGGGGAUUGAAGCUGCAGUCUGGUGGGUGCUUCACAAGCACCCCUAUUGGUUAUACUCCCAAAUCUACUCUACAGUCCGGAGUGUAGGGGGUGGGGUGGGGUGGGGGCUCAGGCUCAUUAAGUUGUCCAGGAAGGCUUUAAAUUUGCGAUCCUCCUGUCUUAGUCUCCCAAAAAGCUGAAGCCAAGCACAGGUUACUUCUCUGCAUACAUCUCGUCACCUACAAAAUGAGUUAGCACAAGUGAAGCUCUCAGACGUGUGCUAAGCACAUGGUUGAGUGCCCAGAACAGACUCUGUUCUUACCACUUCGACAAAGUUUAAGGAGAAUUACUGAUAGCAGAAAGUCACCUUCAAAGUUAUUUUCUUAUAUGCUGGGAGUUUGGAAGUUUAUUAGAUUUUUUUUCCCCCUAUAUACUCAUUCCCAUAGGCCCUUAGGUGCCAUUUCAAGUCUCAGAUUCUUGUCUUGCUUGACUUGGGGCCAGGGAGGACUGGAGGUAAAGGAUCACAAGUUGGCAGUCCCUAAGGUACAUGGUGACCUUGGAUUUAAAAAUUCCUGAGAUAUUUUUGACAUAUUUGGUAUCUAUCAGAUAUCCACAUUCCUUCUUCUGACUUAUUUAUUUUUGAGGCAGACUUUCUUCAGACUGUAGUUCUUAGCUGCCCUCCAAUGCAAGGCAGCUCUCCUGUUUCAUCAUUGAUAGUAUUGAGAUUGCAGGCCUACGCCACCACGGCUGGCUGACCAGCCCUUCAGAGCACCUCAUACACCCUCAUGUACAGUCCCCCUAUGCCAUAGACAUCUGAGUGUGCGCUGUCUCAGGAGAGGGAGAGAAGGCAGACAAGAGACAGAAGGUUUGGCGUAGCAGGUCUAUGCUGCUUGCUGACCAUGAUGGGACUUGGGGGUGAGCUGUUCUUAGGGGUAUGGGUUCCCCUACAGUCGUCACCCUUUCUGCUUAGGACAUCCGCCACCCUUGGGAGAGUCGCAAGAUGGAGACUAGCCAGCCCUGACUGUCAUUGAGCUCUCUCCAGAUUUCAACUCCAGCAUCUGUCCCCUUCCUCAACCUUCUUCUCAGAACACCAAACUAGACUAGGGCCACCGGCUUCCUUUCCCAGCACGCUGGGCAGAAGCCUACAGUAGCUGCCUCACGAACCUGCCAGAAGCUGGCAGCGGCUUCUUCCCCUCCUGUCGGGAAGAACCUAACAGUAUACCAUUCGAGACAAUUAGAAAUAUUCGGUAAACUCUGGUCCCUUUCUUACCCACCCCAGUGCCUAAUUUCCAACCUCUAAGCUUCCAGCAACCUCUGAAAAGAGACGUGGCAACUUCCAGGCUCCGUUUACUGUUCUUCCCGAGUUUCCAGCUGGCUGCAGAAUAAAGCUGUGCUCGGACUUCCCUCCUGUGAUAUCAACACGCAUUAGCCGGGUCCUAGUCAGCUUGGGCCGCUCGGUCCUCCCUCUCCGCCUUCCCUGGUCUCCAGCCCGGAAUGCCAUCUCCGCCUCUGCGCUCGCUUGGGCUUCCGGUCCGCUCCAGCCCCAGCUGGCCCGUGACGCCUUUCUAAACAACAGCCCGGCUCACCCUCAGCUCCUGGCCCGAAUUUUUCCCAGUCAAGCGUCCCGGCCAAUCCGGCGGGAGCGUCAGAAGCGGUUUCCCCCGGGGGAUUGCAAUCCGAAGAGGAGCACGGCUGUCUUUGGAACUUUCCGGAAUCCCCUGACGCCUGCGCUCCUCGGUCCAGCUCGCUGGCGUUGCAGCGGCAGCCGGUCUGAAGAAGAAGAAACAGGAAGGAUAAAAGAUUGCUGGGACAACCAGGAAGUUCCUGCAUUGUCUACAUGUAGCAAUGCCAAUAUUUUUCGAAGGAUAAAUGCCAUUUUGGAUGAUUCACUGGACUUCAGUAAAGUCUGCACAACUCCCAUAAAUCGAGGAAUUCAUGAUCGAGACUUCCAGGACUCUGAAGAAGCAGUUACAAGCAGGAUGCUUUUUCCCACCUCUGCGCAAGAAUCUCCCCGUGGCCUUCCAGAUGCAAAUGGCUUGUGCCUUGGCCUGCAGUCACUCAGUCUGACUGGCUGGGACCGACCCUGGAGCACUCAGGACUCUGACUCUUCAGGCCAGAGCAGCACACAGUCGGUAUUAAGCAUGCUCCAAAAUCCACUGGGAAAUGUCCUAGGAAAAACCCCCUUGAGCUUCCUGUCUCUGGAUCCCCUUGGGUCUGACUUGGACAAGUUCCCAGCACCCUCAGUUAGAGGAUCUCGCCUGGACACCCGGCCCAUCCUGGACUCCCGUUCUAGCAGCCCCUCUGACUCAGACACGAGUGGCUUCAGCUCUGGAUCAGAUCAUCUCUCAGAUUUGAUUUCAAGCCUUCGCAUUUCCCCUCCUCUGCCCUUCCUUUCUAUGACGGGGAAUGGUCCCAGAGACCCUCUAAAGAUGGGAGUUGGGUCCAGAAUGGACCAAGAACAAGCUGCUCUUGCUGCAGUUACUCCCUCUCCAACCAGUGCUUCAAAAAGAUGGCCAGGAGCUUCUGUGUGGCCAUCCUGGGACCUUCUCGAAGCUCCUAAAGACCCUUUCAGCAUAGAGAGAGAAGCUAGAUUACACCGGCAGGCUGCAGCUGUGAAUGAAGCUACCUGUACCUGGAGUGGCCAGCUUCCUCCCCGAAACUAUAAGAACCCCAUCUACUCCUGCAAGGUGUUCCUAGGAGGUGUUCCUUGGGAUAUUACGGAAGCUGGAUUGGUUAACACCUUCCGUGUUUUUGGUUCUCUGAGUGUGGAGUGGCCUGGUAAGGAUGGCAAGCACCCCCGGUGUCCUCCCAAAGGUAAUAUGCCUAAAGGGUAUGUGUAUUUGGUGUUUGAACUAGAGAAGUCUGUCCGGGCCUUGCUUCAGGCUUGUUCUCAUGACCCGAUGAGCCCAGAUGGCCUGAGUGAAUAUUAUUUCAAGAUGUCCAGCCGAAGGAUGCGCUGCAAAGAGGUGCAGGUAAUUCCUUGGGUCUUGGCUGACAGCAACUUUGUCUGGAGCCCAUCUCAGAGACUGGAUCCCAGCAGGACGGUGUUUGUUGGUGCCUUGCACGGAAUGCUCAAUGCUGAGGCCCUGGCUGCCAUCUUGAAUGACCUAUUUGGUGGAGUGGUGUAUGCUGGGAUUGACACAGAUAAGCACAAGUACCCCAUUGGGUCUGGUCGCGUGACUUUCAAUAACCAACGUAGUUACCUGAAAGCAGUCAGCGCUGCUUUUGUGGAGAUCAAAACCACCAAGUUUACCAAGAAGGUUCAAAUUGACCCCUAUCUAGAAGAUUCUCUGUGUCUUAUCUGCGGUUCACAGCCUGGCCCUUUCUUCUGCCGUGAUCAGGUGUGCUUCAAGUAUUUUUGCCGAAGCUGCUGGCACUGGCGACACAGCAUGGAAGGCCUGCGCCACCACAGCCCCCUGAUGAGGAACCAGAAGAACUGAGAUUCCAUCUAGAGAAGCUGACCUUGCCCAGUGGCCUGUGUUGCCCAAGGCUGGCAAAUCAGGCCUGUACCCUGCACUGGCGCCCAAGGAGCUAGCUUUCUGCAGACAAGGGAAAAUUGUAGUCACCUUUGUACUUGCUAAAUCUGUCUUUGUUUCUGCACUAAUUAAUGCACAAUGAGUUUUGUCAGGUUUUGUUUUCAGGGGUGUGCCAGAGCAAGGACCCUCUGGCUCACCCUCAAGCAAAUGUAGUUUUCCCAGAUUCUAGUUCCUCGUUUUGCAAAUGAAAAGAAAAACAACAACAAACUGUGUGUCCAGAAGGUAUUGACACAGAAGCCUACACCUAAGUUUAUUUAUUAAAGCGCUUUUUACAUUCCUUGCAAUACUGACGGUGGUGAUGCGCAGGUCUCAUUGGUUCAUUCUUGCAGUUGCCAUACAGUGCCUUUCCAUUUAUUUAACCCCCACCUGAACGGCAUAAAUUGAGUGUUCAGCUGGUGUUUUUUACUGUAAACAAACAAGGAGACUUUGCUCUUCAUUUAAACCAAAUCAUAUUUCAUAGUUUACGCUCGAGGGUUUUUACUGGUUCCUUUUUACACUCCUUAAAACAGUUUUUAAGUCAUUUGGAACAAUAAAUUUUUUUUUCUUUUCUGGCAGCUUUUAACAUUAUAGCAAAUUUGUGUCUGGGGGACUGCUGGUCACAGUUGCAAAUCAAAGCAUUUGUAACCAAGGGAAAAAUUAUUUUAUUUAAAACUGGACCGGAGGAAAAGAAAAUUAGGUCUGAGCAGCUGCUGUAUAUAGUUUUAAAUGGUUUGUCGCACCUUCUUACGUUGCACUUACGUGGGGGGAGGGUUGGUAGAAGUUUUUAAUCACAGUCACAGGGUUUUUUCUUUUGUAACUGAGCUUAAAAAAAUUUAAAAAAGGGCUGCUUUUUGGUGGGGGCAGUUGAAGGCUCACAGGAGAGCCCUUUCUCUUAGAGGGGCAAGUACCCUUCCUUACAUCUUUUAUUUGAAGAAUGUAUGAAUCAACAGAGUUGACACAAAAAUGCUACUGGAUUUUGAAACUUGACUUUUUCUUUUUAACUACUACUUGCCCCUCUUAGGGAAGCUGUGUGCCAAAGAACCAGUGUCAUCCCCUCCCUCCUGCUGAGCUGAUGUUGCAUUGUUCAUAUCCCAGCUACUCUGUGGGUUUUGUGAAGCUGUGUGUGAAGUCUCUACCUCAUUGUUGUAUAUGCAGGCAAGACUGCACUCUCUACAGAUGUGUGGAGUAAGCUGUGGUGUACUUUUUUUGGCACAUAAUAAACACGUUG